AUGCUCUCGGAGUUUUACUCCACAUCACAUUCCUGCCCAUCAUUCUGUUCCCUCCUCCCUAUCCCAUCCUUUUCAACAGAAUUCUACUCCAAGCAACACCUGACCCUCCAACACUCCUAUAAAACCCGAUUCAGAAUCACCCUAGAGUUCCUCACCCCCAAGAACAGCUACUUCAUUUGUCACUUCUCUUUAAAGCAAAGUAAGGCACAGAAGAACAUGAAUUUCUCACCUUGUUUGCUCCUCCUCCUGCUGCCAGUCUCCUUCUUGAAUGCAGUCUCCGGCGAAGACCGAGCUCCCCAUGGAUUUGCCCACCAGAACCCAAUGGCCUUCUCGCCAUCAGCAUAUGAUUUCUUCCACCCCAACACGCAGCAGUUACCUACAAAGAGUCCAUGUGAGGACUCGAGCUUGAACUGCUCCCCACUGCCCAUGGCAGCCCAAGUGGAAGCUGCGGAGGGACAAGAAGCCAGACUCUCGGAAUCUCGUUCUGGUGGAACUAGGAUUGGACCUGGAGGUAUUGCAGGCAUUGUGAUUGGCCUAGCAUUUGCUGUGUUUUUGGCAUUGGGGGUUUAUUAUGUCACAGUUACCCGUCGGAACAACAUGAUACGGGCCAAUUCUGUUCAACCCGAUGCCAAAUGCUCACAAUCAGUAUAGGCACAAAAAAAGAAUAGGGCUUUGCUUCCCUCUUCUAUCCACCUCUUUCUCGUUCCUUCCGGUGCUACCUACUUAGAAUCCUCCCGCUUCAGAAACUCUCCUCCUAGCUUUCAUUGUAGUGCUGUGUAAUAUUCUAGUUUAUAUUAGAAGAUAUUAGAGUAACCAACCACUGUUUUGAUGAAUUUUAUGACUUAUAUUUGCUGUA
Messenger RNA from Punica granatum (pomegranate), 856 nucleotides. The record is from RefSeq and is a predicted model, not a curated record. Lineage: Eukaryota; Viridiplantae; Streptophyta; Magnoliopsida; Myrtales; Lythraceae.